ACCAGCUGGGGGUGGUUGGUGGCAUUUUGCCGGAUCUGAUGAGUCCUCGGGGUAGGCGGCACAACAGGCACAGCCGGAGUUUCAGCCGCACCAGAGUGGCCAUUCACACUGUGAUACCUGCGUAUCUUGCCUCGUACCUACCUCCCCUUGUAUAUAGUGAUCACUGAACUACCGACGUCACAUACUGCAGGAGACGCCAUGGCAGAGGAUGCCCGUCACAACAUGGCCCAGUUCUGGGAAGAACACUCCCGAGAUGCCACAGUGGAAGAGAUGAUGCUGGACUCUAGUGCGGAGCUCAUAUCCCAAGAGGAGAAGCCAGAAAUUAUUUCUCUUCUGCCCUCCAUAGAUGGUCUGUCUGUGCUGGAGCUGGGAGCUGGUAUUGGUCGUUUCACAGGUAAUCUCGCUAAGCUAGCCAGUCAUGUGACUGCAGUGGACUUCAUGCAAAACUUUAUUGAGAAGAACCAGCAGGAUAACGGUUUUCGCGGGAACAUCACUUUCUUGCAAGCAGAUGUCACAAAGCUGACACUGCCCAGGCAGAGUUUUGACUUCAUCUUUUCCAACUGGCUGUUCAUGUACUUGACUGACAAAGAACUAGUGGAAGUGACGCAAAGGAUGCUGGGAUGGCUGCGUCCUGGGGGUUAUCUGUUCUUCAGGGAGUCUUGUUUCUUCCAGUCUGGUGAUGCUCAGCGGACAUUUAACCCCACGGUAUACCGCAGCCCCGCGCAGUAUAACCACCUUCUGACGUCUGUUAAAUCAACCUCAGGAGACCAAGGCUUUGAGAUAGUUAUGUCCAAGUCUGUGCAGACAUAUAUAAAGCUAAAGAAGAACCAAAACCAGGUGUGCUGGCUGAUGCAAAUGGUUCCUCGGGUUCCUGAAGCUAAUCAGGGUUAUGGGACUUUCCAGCAGUUCCUGGAUAACCAUCAAUAUUCCCGGAAAGGGAUCCUCAGAUAUGAGAAGAUAUUUGGUCAGGGAUUUGUUAGCACUGGAGGACUGGAAACCACUAAGGAAUUUAUCUCCAUGUUGAACCUUCUUUCUGGUCAGCGUGUAAUUGAUGUUGGCUGUGGCAUUGGAGGAGGAGACUUCUACAUGGCCAAGACGUAUGGGGUGGAAGUCCUAGGGAUGGACCUGUCGUCUAACAUGGUGGAAAUUGCCAUGGAAAGAGCCAUAGAUGAGAAGAAUCCUCUGGUCCAGUUUGAAAUUGGAGAUGCCACACGAAGGAUCUUCGCAGAAGCGUCAUUUGACGUUGUGUACAGCAGGGACACCAUCCUGCACAUCAGCGACAAGGGCGCCCUCUUCAGGAGAUUCUAUUCCUGGCUGAAGCCUGGAGGAAAGCUUCUGAUAACAGAUUACUGCUGUGGAGAACAUCCCUGGUCUCCAGACUUUCAGGAAUAUGUCAAGCAGAGAGGAUAUGUACUGUAUACACCAUCAGAGUAUGGGCAGCUCCUAGAGAAGGCCGGAUUUGUCAAUGUUCAAGCACAGGAUCGUACCAAGCAGUUUGUACAGGUUCUAAAUGCAGAACUUAAGAGGACCAAGGAGAUCAAAGAGGAAUUCCUACAGAGUUUCACUGAGGAAGAUUAUAACUAUAUCAUUAGUGGCUGGGAGGAGAAGCUGCACCGCUGCAGUCUGGGAGACCAGAGAUGGGGCCUAUUUUAUGCCGAGAAGCCACAUGAAAUAAUCUCAUAAUAUCAAACGGUCAGCUGUCAAUCAAAACCAGCAGAAAGGAGAUUUUGUACAAAUCAUUUUAUUGUAUGUGGCCAAUGCUGGUCUUACAUUGCUUUUUAAGCAGUGCAUCACCUAGUGGUCACUGUUUGUAGUACACCUAAUUGUUACAACAGCAUCUAGUGUUUAAUGUAUGUAUUACAGCAGUGUUGUACAACAGCGACCUCUAGAAGUCAUUGUGUAUAUUACAGCUUUAUUCAAGGGAUCAUACAGCAAACUGGACAUUUAUAUUACUGUAUGGUCAUUAAGCAGUGAUAAAUUACAGUCAGAGAAAACUGGGAUACAACCACUACUGAUUAUUUUUUUUAGUGGCAUGGAAGAUAUUUUCAGUGGAGACAAUGUAUAAUUUUAAAGUUCUAUAUUUUAAUUUUAUUAAGAUUAAUGAUUUAAUUACUGUAAAAUAGGAUUAUUUCUUCCUAAAUAAAAACAAAACAAAAACUAA
This is a messenger RNA of Bombina bombina (fire-bellied toad), 2161 nucleotides long. RefSeq lists its product as uncharacterized. The record is from RefSeq and is a predicted model, not a curated record. The coding region runs from base 199 to 1683 and encodes 494 amino acids. The transcript is spliced from 12 exons. NCBI's taxonomy places the organism in Eukaryota, Metazoa, Chordata, Amphibia, Anura, Bombinatoridae.